AUGUCUGCUAGAAUUUUAAAGGAAUUGGAGAUUGAAGCUUAUCGUGUUAAUAUUAUUCAAGAAUUGAAAGUCUUGAUGAAAUUCAACGAUUAUGUUACUCUGAAUGGCAUGGGACAUUCAUUGGUUGAAAUGAAAAUGGAGAAAGUGAUUCUAAAUGCAUUUUUCGCAGAAGAAAAAGAAGCUUAUUCGAAGAAGGACUUACGGCAAGGAUUGAAAAGGGAAAUUCCCAUUCGAGAGUUCCAAGCCGUAACGGGUGGAGAGGCUCGUCUUCCUUGCAACAUUGUCAUUCCAAAAGAGCCAGAUGUCCUAUCACUUAUCCUCUGGUAUAGAGAAGCUCCAAAAUCGCCCAUUUACACCCUGGAUUUCAGAAAAGGCCCGCCUGAUCAAGCAAAACAUUUUCCUGGUAAAACGUUAACUGAUAGGGCUCAUUUCGAGACAACAGAGUAUCCUCCUACAUUAAAAAUUAAACCUGCCAAAGUGGAGGAUGAGGGUAUCUACAGAUGUAGGAUUGAAUAUAGAAGAGCUAGAACUGUUACAAGACCAGUGAAACUCAACAUCAUUGUUCCUCCCCAGGCGGUAGUGAUAAUGGAUGACCGGGGUCAAAGGCUUAAGAGGCUGGCUGGUCCUUAUGAUGAAGGAGCGUAUCUCUCCUUGCUGUGCGAGGCCGAAGGAGGUAAUCCUUCACCAAUAGUAACAUGGUCGAAAGAAGGGGCUCUUGUGGACGAUACUUACUUCAGAACAGCUCAAGGAUUUGUCCGCAAUGAACUUGUGGUGCUAGAGCUUAGACGAUCUGACUUCAUGGUGGAAUACACGUGCAAAGCAUCAAACACAAAUCUCACUCAGCCGAUCAAUGCAUCUGUCAGGAUUGACUUGAAUAUGAAGCCUUUAUACGUGCGUAUCACAACAAAACAGAAACCACUAAAAGUUGGAGACGAUCUAAGACUGGAUUGUGAAACAUCUGGAUCAAGACCUGCAGCGAAGCUGGUAUGGUGGAUGGAAAACAGAAUCAUGUCUACUGGAAAACAAUCCUUCUUUACAAACAGAAACGUCACUUACAGUAGCAUUCAUCUCAGUCCAAAAGUAGAUGAUAAUGGGAAGAUAGUAAUGUGCAAAGCAGAAAAUCCAACUCUGCAGCACAGUGAUAUUCAAGACUCUUGGUAUCUUAAUAUUUACUUUCCUCCAGAAGUAUCGUUGACUCUCGGAGCCAAUAUCAAAUAUUCCACCAUAAAAGAAGGAAAUGACGUUUAUUUGGAAUGCAUCAUCAAAGCGAAUCCGCCCGUCUCCGAAUUAAUAUGGUUCUUCGAUGGCAUACCUUUCUUCGGGAAUGCGUCUGCGGGCGUCAUUAUCUCCAACCAGUCUCUCGUGCUCCAGAAAGUUAGAAAAGAACACAGGGGGAAGUACAGAUGCAUGGCUUCCAAUUCUGAAGGGCAAGGCGAAAGUCAGGAGUUGCUGCUUGAAGUCAGAUAUGCACCAGCGUGUAAACCCAAGCAAAAGAAUCUAUACGGCGUUGCCAGAAAUGAAGCUGUCAAUGUCAGCUGCGAAGUUGAAGCUGAUCCAAAUGACGUUGCGUUUCGGUGGGCACUUAAUAAUUCGGUAGAAAACCUUGACUUGCACAAUUUCACGUCGGAAGGUACGCAUAGUGUACUGACUUAUGUUCCAAGAACUAUGCUGGAAUUUGGAGCAGUGUUAUGUUGGAGCAAAAAUGCAGUUGGAGAACAGAAAGAGCCCUGUGUUGUACGCAUUAUACCAGCAGGACCACCAGAUCCAGUUCGAAAUUGCAUUGUAACCAACAGAUCCCAAGCCUGGAUCAUGGUUGAAUGUGAAGCAGGGUAUAAUGGAGGACUCUCGCAAAAGUUUCAUCUGGACGUGUACAAUUCCGCUGUUGACCACCUGCAGGUGAACAUGAGUUCUAAAGACUCGCCUGUGUUCUCCGUGUCCAAGUUGCCGCCAGGGACUGCUUUUGUUCUGGUCAUCUACUCCUCGAACGAGAAAGGGAAAAGCAGUUCGGUGGCACUGAUGGGAACCACAAUGCCAGUUAAUGACUUAGAUGGUGAGUUAGCAUUGAUGGGGAGCUUAAGUCCUUUGGUAGCCAUACUGAUCGCUGUAUUUGGUACACUCCUGGUGAUAGGCGUUGUCGCUCUGGCACUAGUUCAAAUUCGGAGGAGAAGGCCUCGGAAAGCACCAUCACCAAUAGAAGAAGAUAAGAUCAAAAUGAGUAAAAGUUGGAAGAAAGAUUCAGACGAGUUGGUCGAAAACACUGUUGCAUGUCCUGAUGUAGUGCCGCCUAAUAAUAUGUGUGAUAGUGAAAGCCUAGAGAGUGCUUUAGUAAAGGAAGGUCAAUCUCCUGAUAGCAUGAAAUGUAGCAAGAACUACAGGAACUGUGUCGUGGCACUGAAGCGUUCAUGGAGCUUAAAAAAAAGGUGCCAAGAAAAAUCGGAUAUUGAAGUGUCAUUAGCUGAUCUGAACUAUCAGGAUGAGUUAACUAGGAUACCCCUGUCUCCCACGACGAUAGUGGAAAAGACGCCUUGGUACGAACAAGAAACCACUCCAACUAACAAAAAUGUGGUUCUAAUAGUUGAAGCUCACAAUGACAAAUGUGCCACACACAAAACUAUAGUUCCACAGCAGAGUACGACGCCAUUUUGACACGUCUCAGGAAUGAUAUGUAUCAUUGAAAGGAGCUCAAUAUUUUUCUUGUAGCGUUGAGGACUAAGAGUCCUAUCAAUUUAUGGGCAUAUUUUGGCAGCUUUUAAAGUCACGAUCUCCGAACGCAACACUUCAAAAGUACUGCUCUUGGAUUUUGGAAAGUUCAUAUCUACAAAUCGUAUUUGUGAAAGAAAGCUGGAUUUUGAACUACAGGCUGCCUAUUUUCAUAUCUUUUGUAUACAUGGCAUAAAAUACUCUUCCACAGAAAUAAUUAUAUAAAUCCAGUGGAUAAUAUUAAAGCUGCAAAAUAUUCGGGAAAACCUGAUGUAAUACUAAAGAAAAGCCUGCAUUUUGCAAAUAUAAACUGAUACUUACAUUAUAGAUUAGCAUAUCAAAGCAGAACUUGUCAUAUCGUUUUUCCUACUUGAUAUUGAAACUGAAAAUUAAAAAUGGUAUUUUUUUCAUACUGGUGAUUGAUAUCAAAUAUAUAUUUAAAAAAAAAAAGAAACUUUUUUUUUUUUGUACGCUCUUAU
Uloborus diversus is the source of this 3179-nucleotide messenger RNA. RefSeq names its product nephrin-like. The coding region runs from base 1 to 2646 and encodes 881 amino acids. The transcript has 17 exons. The record is from RefSeq and is a predicted model, not a curated record. Gene Ontology annotation, molecular function: protein binding. Lineage: Eukaryota; Metazoa; Arthropoda; Arachnida; Araneae; Uloboridae.